AUGAAUAGAUACUCUUUGAAUGUUUAUCAAGUAGUUUGCUUGGUUAUUGGAUUGUGUUGUGUCUGGUGUAGUUCUGAUAGGAAGUCAGAUAAGAUGUGGUUGUUUGGUAUAUUUAAAAGGAUCCUGUUAAAUCUAGAUAGUCAAGUAGAAUCGGUUUCUGCUGAGAUAACCAAUGCAAUAAAAGAGCUGAGAAUCUUAAGCGAGAAUCGAUCAAAACGAAUAAAUGCAAUAAAGCAGUGCCAACAGAACCUCAAGGAAGAAAAACAUGAGGCUUCUGAGAACAUGAACUCAACCCAAAGCGAUUGCAGCUUCUCUGACAAAUCAAUAGAGAGACUCAGACAGGAGAAGAUUGAGUUACUAUCUCUACUAGUCAGAGAAGAAGUAAUACAGAAAAGUAUUAAUAUAGCUACCCAACAAAUGGAACAAUGGUUAUCUGGAUGCAAGAAUACCCAGAUGUCAGAGGAAUCGCGAAUAGAGAGCCUAGGUAAGCUAACAAAUAUAGCACAACAACUAAAACAAAUUAAGAGUGACGCAAUGGACCCACAAAAUCAAUCCCCCGGUUCAAAAAGAAACAUACUUGUCAAUGGUCUAAUCGCAAUAGGUGUCCGAUACAAUUCCCAUGAAUUAAAAAGCCGAAUCAAAAUGAUCAUGAUAGAAGAACUAAAGAAAAUGGUACCUAAGAUUGAUAUGUUAGACCGGGACGAUAUAACUCAAGUUAUAGAUCCAGUGAUAGAUCAAUUAUUGAAACAUGAUGAACCCAAAAGCCCCGACAACAUAUCUAGGAUAAUUGAAGGAGUGCUAGCCCAACUCGAUGAUAGGUCUAAAAACAUGAAAGUCAAAAGUGAAAGUGAAAGUAAGCAGGAGCCCACCGAUCCAGAGCCCUCUACUUCAAGAACUCAAUCAAGCAAUCCCCAAACUAACAAAUCUGGCAUGGACGGUAAACCUCAUUCGGGUAGCAGAUCUGCUGACCAAGAUUCUACGUCAUCUUUUAAUGGAUAUGGGCUUAAACAGCUCGAGUUGGUUCGACGGGGCUGUACAAUAAGUUAG
Molecule: messenger RNA, 1047 nt
Organism: Nematocida homosporus
Lineage: Eukaryota; Fungi; Microsporidia
Exons: 1
Coding region: 1-1047 (348 amino acids)
Source: RefSeq, a predicted model, not a curated record